AUGGAGGACAUCAGCCACAGCCUUGCAGCUAUAAAGCUGGACCCCACCAACGCCGAUGCUCCUGAUGAGCUAUCUCUGAUGGACCUACCAGUCGAGGUCCAGCUAAAGAUCAUUCGACAUUGUCUCAAUGACGUCCCUCGCAGAUCCAAGCCUGACAAUGGUAUUCUCGGCCGACACGUUCGUCGUGAUGAGCGAGUCCUCCUCGGCGGCUCCCUCCGCGACCUUACCCUUGUUAACCAACACUUCCGCCGGCUCACUGCUCCCAUUUUGUUCCAGAGCAUCUGCAUCAAUGACGCCAGCGAAGCCACACGAGAGGACAAGCUCAGGGACACACACGAGGCCCUUGUCGGCCUGCCCACCUACAACUGGCUGCAACACAUGGAAAAGUUCACCAUCUCUCUCGGUCGAACCCCCAACCCCCACAAGCCUUACGCCGGCCAGGAUUUUAUCGAGCUGCUCAGCUACAUGCAGUGGCCCACCACCAUGCGCUACGUGCUCGAGAAGCAAGAUCCCACCUACACUGUGCUCAAUGACGUCCGAUCCCUUCUUCUAAAGUGGCGCCGCUGGGGUAUGGACUUCCUGGUUUUCAAGGUCCGCCAGCUGGAGCUCUCCUGUCCCUGGGGUAGUCACUCCUGGGACUUCCAGUUCCUCACCUGGCCCUACCUCAACAUGGAGCGCCUCUGGCUCGACUACGAUACUCACGACCUGCGCCCUCAGAGCCUCGCCCUCGAGAAGCUGCGCAACCUCGAAUACGUCAUGCACCGUGCUCACCCCACGAGCUUCCUGAAGAGCGACAUCGAGGUAGAUGUGUUCAAGGGCCUCACAGCCCCCGACGGCCGCCGCCCACCCAAGCUGCGCCAGCUCUGCCACACCAUGCAGCAGGUCAAGCACUUUGCGCUGUGCGGCCUACUCAAGGGUCCCGUCACCGAGAUUGCCGCGCUUGUCCGCGACAUGCGCUCCCUGGAGCAGCUCGACAUCACCGAUCAGCAGGCCAUCAGCGAUGACGAGGUCCAUGCCAGCACCGAGCAGAUGCUUCACCCCAUAUCCGAGAUCGAUUGGGCCAUCAAGCACAGCCGCUGCAUCGAGAAGCACCCCAAGAACAUCGACCGCGCCGCGGCCGCCACCGUCUUCUUCAACACGCUCCCCAAACUGCAGCGCAUCUGCUUCGUCCGCGACCAGAUCGGCACAUUUUACCACGCCAUCCGCGAUGAAAAUACAGGCGCCCUGGACCGCGUCGAGAAGGGAGAGAUGAUCCAGGAGCGUCAUCGCUACCUGUGCUACCCCGAACACUCCUCCGUCUGGCGCUGUGGAUUCCCCAACCGUCUCAACUAUGAUCUGUGGGGCCGCACGCAGAACAGGUUCCGGUUCCCAACGGAGUACGCAUUCUGGCUGAACCCGGCAUACCUGGCUGGGGAUGAGAGCGCUGUCCCGCCCCACCUGCGGUUCGCCAUCGCGCUCAAGGAGGUCUUUGGCACCAUGCCUCCUGAGGAGGAGGAGAGAAUUGCGAGGCUGAAUGCCCAUUGGGCUCAGCGCGACCGUCAAGACGAGGAACGCAGGCGCAGCAGAAGGAGAGGCGCUUGA
Cryphonectria parasitica EP155 is the source of this 1581-nucleotide messenger RNA. RefSeq lists its product as uncharacterized. The coding region runs from base 1 to 1581 and encodes 526 amino acids. The transcript has a single exon. Lineage: Eukaryota; Fungi; Ascomycota; Sordariomycetes; Diaporthales; Cryphonectriaceae. The record is from RefSeq and is a predicted model, not a curated record.